This is a messenger RNA of Pteropus alecto (black flying fox), 1131 nucleotides long. RefSeq names its product Rab interacting lysosomal protein like 2 (gene RILPL2). NCBI's taxonomy places the organism in Eukaryota, Metazoa, Chordata, Mammalia, Chiroptera, Pteropodidae. The record is from RefSeq and is a predicted model, not a curated record. Bases 129 to 680 code for a protein of 183 amino acids. The transcript has 3 exons.
UCCCGGGCCGGCCCCAGCCGCGGGCAGGCAGGUCCUCUGCCCAGCGGAAAGUUUUCUGCGUCGCGAGGAAGUUGGGCUUCGAGGAAGCAGCUCCCCAGGCCGCGGGAGGGGCGGGGGUCCGGGCGGCCAUGGAAGAGCCCCCUUUGCGAGACGGAGAAGAGGAAGACGAGGAGGAGGGGGACGAGGCUGGGCCCGAGGGCGCCCUGGGCAAGAGCCCCUUCCAGCUGACCGCCGAGGACGUGUACGACAUCUCCUACGUGGUGGGCCGCGAGCUGAUGGCCCUGGGCAGCGACCCCCGGGUGACACAGCUGCAGUUCAAAAUCGUCCGCGUCCUGGAGAUGCUGGAGACGCUGGUGAACGAGGGCAGCCUCGCGGCGGAGGAGCUGCGGAUGGAGCGCGACAACCUCCGCCGCGAGGUGGACGCGCUGCGCGGCGGGCGCGGGACGGCCAGCCCGGAGUUACAAAGACUCUUCGCUUUCAGAGCCUCACAGGGGUCUGCGAUAAAACGACCCAUUUAUUUGUCCCUCUUUUUGUCCAGUGGCCUGAUUCCACCAAGAGAAGGCCCAGGAGGAAGAGAAAAGGAUGUUCUUGUUGCCAGGACGAGCAGUGCCGGCAGUAACAAGGAGGAGAGGACGAUCAUAAGGAAACUGUUCUCUUUCCGGUCUGGGAAGCAGACGUAGACCCAAGGCGGUGGUUCUCAGACUCGAGAAGACCACCCACCAAGACGACUGCAUCUCGGUGCCACGAGGACACACUGCACUUGCUCGUUCGUUUCCCCUCGGAGCCAUCCAAGGAGGAAGGCGGCGAGGUUCUCUCACGAUCGCUUUGUCCCCAGCUGCGGAACUGGACAUCCGGAAGGCCUGGCCUCGGCAGGGGAAGUGGGACCGAGAAAUCCAAAAAGCAGAAGGAAAGUGAAGCAGAGCCACCUCCUGCUUACGUCAGCCACCUGCGGGGCCUCCGGGUUUCUGAUCCUCUGGUCCCACGAUGACCUUGGGGAGAAGAGAAUGCCGGAAAGGAUGGUAUUGACGUUCCAGCGAUGAUUUCACUGAUAUUUAGUGAAUCUCUGAUUUUGCUAACAUGACUUUCUUUACAUGAUUUCUGUAGUAAAGUAAAAUGACUUUGAUACUUGAA